AUGAAGAACAUGCUGAUACAGAACCUCCAACGGGAGAUCAUAUUUCUAAUCUGUGAGAACAUAUGCCCUCAUUGCCACAAGCUCUAUGAGGAUUGGCCGGCCGUAGGCCGUACGGUUGAGAUACCAUCCCCUCCUACCGCCAAAGAACACCGCCAGACGAUCUUCAGUCUCUCAUUCGUCUGCAAGAGAUGGGGAUAUAUCGCACAGAAAGUACUGCAUCAUCAUUUUGGCUACUUCGAAACUCACCCAAGGGCAGAGUUCUUAUUCUGCAGGACUCUUUCUGAAAAUCCGGAGCUUGGAAAGCAUGUUAAAAUGGCUCGAAUAAGACAAAUCUCUGCAUACGACUGGAGUCUUGACGAAGAAUGGCUCGCAAAGUCGCUGAACAAGCUCUCAGGAGUUCUCGACUUUCCGGAAGCGUCCUCUCUGCCAGAUAUCUCGCAAUGGGGAGAAUUCAUUGCGCCCCUUAUUUUGCUCCAAGUCCCGACCCUCGAUAAGCUUUCGAUGCAGAACGGACACUUGAAUAAUAUCAUGAGAAAGUUCCGUACGCUCUUUGUAGGGAAACAAUGCGUUAUUCCUCGAAGUAUUACCACUCUAAAUGUCACACCCCUAAAGAACAACGGAAUUUACACCGGCGGAUCCCUAGAUCUAUCCGAGGCCUGUAUGGGACGACUCUUAUCGGCUAGUCCAGGAAUCCGCGACAUGUUCAUAUUCAAUCCCGAUCCACAGUCACUUCGAAGUCGGCUGAGUCUGUCCAACUUACGAACCCUGACCUUGUACUCUAAUUUUAGUCAUUUUGGUCAGGAAGAACUCCGAUUGUUCCUUUCGUUUACAGGUUCAUUGGAGAUAUUUACUUAUUAUGGCCUAUAUUUUAAUGGCGUCACCCUCCAGGAUAUAUGCGAACUUCUGAUAUCUAAGAAGCAUAGCUUGAAAAGCCUACAUUUGGAGGCUUCAGAAAAGUCUCAGUACUUCACAGCAGCCAAAAGCCUCACCAAUGUGAGCGAAAUGCGGUUCCUGUAA
Fusarium proliferatum ET1 is the source of this 1017-nucleotide messenger RNA. RefSeq lists its product as uncharacterized. The transcript has a single exon. The record is from RefSeq and is a predicted model, not a curated record. Lineage: Eukaryota; Fungi; Ascomycota; Sordariomycetes; Hypocreales; Nectriaceae. Bases 1 to 1017 code for a protein of 338 amino acids.